UCCGGUAAUAUGCAAUUGAACAACAACAACAACAACAAUCGUCAACAACAAACGAAACAAUCAACCAACAAUGAACAAAAAAUCCAUAUGUACAGUCAAUUGUUCGGAAGAUGAAGAACGCCUUGUUCGCGAUCUAUUUCGUGAUUACAACAAACUAAUUCGUCCUGUCAAACUUAUCAAUGAUAGUGUCAAAGUAAAUGUCAAAUUACAAUUUGUACAAUUGAUCAAUAUUAAUGAAAAAAGUCAAAUAAUGACUUCAAAUGUAUGGAUUAAUUUGCGAUGGUUUGACUAUCAACUCACAUGGGAUCCAGCAGAUUAUGGUGGUAUCACUGUAUUACAGCUUCCACCGGAUAAAAUUUGGAAACCGGACAUCGUACUAUUUAAUAAUGCCGACGGUAAUUACGAAGUUCGUUUCAAAUCAAAUACCCUUUUAUCAUAUAAUGGUGAAUUAUUUUGGUUACCUCCGGCCAUCUAUCAAAGCUCAUGCCAAAUUGAUGUUACAUAUUUUCCAUUUGAUCAACAACGUUGUGUUAUGAAAUUUGGUUCAUGGACAUUCAAUGGUGAUCAAGUGUACUUAGGUCUUAUUAAUGAUCGUUAUAGUGUUGAUCUAUCUGAUUAUUGGAAAAGUGGUACAUGGGAUAUUGUUGAUGUGCCUGCAUAUAUUAAUGUUUAUAAUAAUUCAAAAUAUGGUAAACCAACCGAAACGGAUAUAUCAUUCUAUAUAACAUUAAGACGUAAAACUUUAUUCUACACUGUCAAUCUAAUAUUGCCUACAGUAUUAAUAUCAUUUCUAUGCAUAUUAGUAUUCUAUUUACCAUCUGAAGCCGGCGAAAAAGUAACGCUUGGUAUUUCAAUUUUAUUGGCAUUGGUUGUGUUCUUAUUACUUGUAUCAAAAAUAUUACCACCAACAUCAUUAGCGCUUCCAUUGAUUGCCAAAUAUUUAUUAUUUACAUUCAUUAUGAAUUGUAUAUCGAUACUAGCCACUGUAAUUGUAAUUAAUUGGAAUUUUCGUGGUCCACGUACACAUAAAAUGCCCAAUUGGGUACGGACAGUAUUUCUUACAUAUUUACCCGCAUUAUUAUUUAUGAAACGUCCAAAAAAGACACGUUUGAGAUGGAUGAUGGACAUGCCUAAUAUACAUCAUCAUUAUCAUCAUUAUCAUCAUCAUCAUCAUCAACACCAUCAACAACAACAACAACAUCAUUAUCAUCAUCAAAUGGGUGGCCAAACGGCCGAUACUAUCAUACCAUCAUGCCUUAAUACAGCUACUGGUUCAAGUGCUGGACCGCCAGACGAAGUGAUCAGUGGAAAUAUAUCACCAACUACCGUUCAACAACAACCACCAUCAUUAUCAACCACAACUUCUACAGCUCAACGACAUCAUCCAAAUUGUACAAUUUCUGCUGUACAUAAUCAAUCGAACUUUCAUAAUCAACCGCCAUUAUUACAGCCUCAUCAACAUCAUCAUCAUCAUAAUCAAACAUCAUCAAUAGAUCAAGAUAUGAUGGCCAUCAGAGAUAAUGAUAGUCUUGAUUUAUAUUUUAUGUCACCCGAUGCAUAUCGUGCUGCCGAAGCAAUCGAAUUUAUUGCCGAACAUUUACGUAAUGAAGAUCAAUAUAUACAAAUUCGUGAAGAUUGGAAAUAUGUAGCCAUGGUGAUAGAUCGUUUACAAUUAUAUCUAUUUUUUGGUAUUACAUCAUUCGGUACGAUUGCCAUAUUAUUGGAUGCACCACAUAUCUUUCAACCGAUCGAUCAGGAUAAAGUUAUACAGGCAAAUCUUCAUGAUUGAGAAAGAUAGAUUGGUAUCAGCCACAAUAUUUGGUCAAAUUUGUUUUGAAUAUUCAAAUAAGAAUUGAAAUCAAAAUCGAAUAUUUCAUCUUUCUCUCACU
Messenger RNA from Dermatophagoides pteronyssinus (European house dust mite), 1889 nucleotides. RefSeq names its product nicotinic acetylcholine receptor beta1 (gene nAChRbeta1). Lineage: Eukaryota; Metazoa; Arthropoda; Arachnida; Sarcoptiformes; Pyroglyphidae. Gene Ontology annotation, molecular function: acetylcholine-gated monoatomic cation-selective channel activity; transmembrane signaling receptor activity. Gene Ontology annotation, cellular component: postsynaptic membrane. Gene Ontology annotation, biological process: monoatomic ion transmembrane transport. The record is from RefSeq and is a predicted model, not a curated record.